Molecule: messenger RNA, 993 nt
Organism: Mugil cephalus (flathead mullet)
Lineage: Eukaryota; Metazoa; Chordata; Actinopteri; Mugiliformes; Mugilidae
Product: trace amine-associated receptor 13c-like
Exons: 2
Coding region: 1-993 (330 amino acids)
Biological process (GO): G protein-coupled receptor signaling pathway
Cellular component (GO): membrane
Molecular function (GO): trace-amine receptor activity
Source: RefSeq, a predicted model, not a curated record
AUGAUGAUAGACCUUGAAGAUGAUGAACUCUGCUUUCCACAACUCCUCAACUCUUCCUGCAGGAAGACCAUUCGAUCUCAGUCAGAAUCAAUGGUUAUUUACCUGAUACUGUCCCUCAUCUCUCUGAUCACUGUGGCUCUUAACCUGCUGGUCAUCAUCUCCAUCUCUCACUUCAAGCAGCUCCACACUCCCACCAACCUCCUCCUCCUCUCUCUGGCUGUCUCAGACUUUUUUGUAGGACUCCUCAUGUUCUUUCAGAUCAUCCUCAUAGAUGGCUGCUGGUUCCUUGGUGAUCUAAUGUGUGUCCUGUAUUUUCUUUUAGACUAUAUCAUUACAUGUGCCUCAAUAGGAACCAUGGUGCUCAUAUCUGUUGACCGCUAUGUGGCCAUUUGUGAUCCUCUACAUUAUCCCACUAAAGUCACUCAGACCAAAGCAAAGGUCUGUGUUUGUCUGUGUUGGAUUGGUUCCGUGAUCUUUCAGUGUCUGCUGCUGAGAGACAACCUGAAACAUCCGGGCAGGUAUAGCUCCUGCUCUGGAGAGUGUGUGGUUGUUGUUGAUUAUGCUUCGGGAAUAGCAGAUGUCAUUUUGUCCUUUAUUGGUCCUGUUACUGUCAUCGUAGUUCUGUAUCUGAGAGUGUUUGUGGUGGCUGUGUCUCAGGCUCGUGCCAUGAGGUCUCAUAUUGCAGCUAUCACUCUACAGGGUUCAGUGAAUGUUAAUGAAAAGAAGUCUGAGCUGAAAGCGCUAAGGACUGUCAGUGUCGUUAUAGUUGUGUUUCUAAUAUGCCUCUGUCCAUAUUUUUGUGUUACACUUACAGGCCAGGAUGCUGUGCUCAGUGCUUCCUCUGUUGCUUUUGUAAUGUGUCUGUUCUAUUUUAACUCCUGUUUAAACCCAAUCAUCUAUGCUCUGUUUUACCCCUGGUUCAGAAAAUCCAUUAAACUCAUUGUUACACUACAGAUACUGAAGCCUGGCUCCUCUGAGGCCAGCGUACUGUAG